This is a messenger RNA of Sinocyclocheilus rhinocerous, 942 nucleotides long. RefSeq names its product glutamate receptor ionotropic, kainate 2-like. NCBI's taxonomy places the organism in Eukaryota, Metazoa, Chordata, Actinopteri, Cypriniformes, Cyprinidae. The transcript is spliced from 4 exons. The record is from RefSeq and is a predicted model, not a curated record. Gene Ontology annotation, molecular function: ligand-gated monoatomic ion channel activity. The annotation marks the transcript as partial. Gene Ontology annotation, cellular component: membrane.
ACCUCUCUGUCUCCGCUGCAGAAAACCAAGAUCUCGACGUACGAUAAGAUGUGGGAGUUCAUGAACAGCCGGCGUCAGUCUGUGAUCGUGAAGAGCGUGGAGGAGGGCAUCCAUCGCGUGCUGACGUCUGACUACGCCUUCCUGAUGGAGUCCACCACCAUCGAGUUCGUCACGCAGCGCAACUGCAACCUGACGCAGAUCGGCGGCCUAAUCGACUCCAAGGCGUACGGCGUGGGGACGCCCAUGGGCUCGCCGUAUCGGGACAAGAUCACCAUCGCCAUCCUGCAGCUGCAGGAGGAGGGCAAGCUGCACAUGAUGAAGGAGAAGUGGUGGAGGGGGAACGGAUGUCCGGAGGAGGAGAGUAAGGAGGCCAGCGCUCUCGGCGUGCAGAACAUCGGCGGCAUCUUCAUCGUCCUCGCCGCCGGCCUGGUGCUGUCUGUGUUCGUGGCCGUCGGCGAGGUGCUGUACAAAUCCAAACAGAACGCGCAGAUCGAGAAGCGCUCGUUCUGCAGCACGAUGCUGGAGGAGCUCAGGGCGUCUCUGAAGUGCCAGCGGCGGCGGAAACAGAAACCCCAGCCACAAGCCAUCGUCAAAACAGAGGAGGUGAUUAACAUGCAUACCUUUAACGACAGGAGGCUCCCGGGGAAAGAGACCAUGACCUGACGCCUCUCCUGUGACUCUCGUCCAAAUGACGGACACGAAGAUGUUUCCUGUGGAAACCCGGAUUCGUGAGCGAUUCAGAACCGCAUCCCUCACAGAUCAGCAAUCACUUGUGUUCUCAUUUUACCUUGCUUUUCUCUGUUUUCUCUGUGAAACUAGCUCAAUGUUUUAAACCCAUCACUUUUACUCAUAUGCUGCCUUUAUUGCUGCCUUCAAGAGCGCCUGAUAAACACACUUUUCCUCAUAUUCUUCAAUAAAGAGUCCUAAGUCGUGAACCAAACC